AUGGUACGCAGUAUUUUUUCUCAGCGUUAUAAUUAUGCCCAAAUACGGUUGAACGAAGCUUUGGAUGAUGUUUUUCGUCGAACUGACAUUUUCCCAAAAAUAACCAAAUUACCACGAUUGAAAAGAACAUUUUUCGUUAGUGUACCCAAAGCGACCGUUGAGAAAUGCAACAAACCGAAGUUGAGGCCAAAACGAAUAUUGGAUCCUAAUGAGUGGUAUGAUAGUGACUUAAUACCCAUGGCCACAAGAUAUGACCUUGAAUUUAUUUUAAAUAUGACCUUGAUGGAACGUUAUGCUGAUGACAUUCAUUCAGAUGGCACAUUCAGUCAUGUUUAUUGGAAAGCAUCCGAAGACGUUACCCAAUGCAGUCAGACAAUGACUCGUUCUACGACACUUGCUGCAAAACGGAAUAUUCCGAUUCCUGAGAAGACAGCAGGGCAAGAAGAUAUUAUUUUUAUGACAAAUACUGCAAGGUCAGAUGAUGAAUUAUUAAUAAGCACAUCUGAAAUGGCACCAAAUAUACAUUUUCAAAAUCAGCAAGAUAAACGUACUUCAGUUACAUUGCCAUUUUCAAAUAUUGCCAAGCAUGCUAGGCCGAUGUUGGCCACUGAUAAUAUUCCCAGAUCCAAGCGUAUCAAACAUCUCGAGAAAGUAUAUGAAUGUAAACAAUGUCACAAGAAGUUCGAUCGGCCAUGGGUGUUAAAUGGUCAUAUGCGUUUACAUACUGGCGAGAAACCAUUUGUUUGUCCCGUGGAGUCAUGCAAAAAAAGUUUUGCCGAUAGAUCCAAUUUAAGAGCCCAUCAACGUACCAAAGGUCAUCAUAACUGGAAGUACCAGUGUCCGCAAUGUACCAAAGCAUUUAGUCAGGAAAGUUAUUUAAAUCGCCAUUGUUUACAAGCUUGUCGUAAAUUUUUGGCUUCACACAAAAAUGCAUGA
Molecule: messenger RNA, 936 nt
Organism: Musca vetustissima
Lineage: Eukaryota; Metazoa; Arthropoda; Insecta; Diptera; Muscidae
Product: zinc finger protein SNAI2-like
Exons: 4
Coding region: 1-936 (311 amino acids)
Biological process (GO): regulation of transcription by RNA polymerase II
Molecular function (GO): RNA polymerase II cis-regulatory region sequence-specific DNA binding; DNA-binding transcription factor activity
Source: RefSeq, a predicted model, not a curated record